Desarmillaria tabescens is the source of this 2661-nucleotide messenger RNA. RefSeq lists its product as uncharacterized. The record is from RefSeq and is a predicted model, not a curated record. The coding region runs from base 290 to 2434 and encodes 714 amino acids. Gene Ontology annotation, cellular component: mitotic spindle pole body; SIN/MEN two-component GAP complex. Gene Ontology annotation, molecular function: GTPase activator activity. The transcript has 7 exons. Gene Ontology annotation, biological process: mitotic spindle orientation checkpoint signaling; regulation of Ras protein signal transduction. NCBI's taxonomy places the organism in Eukaryota, Fungi, Basidiomycota, Agaricomycetes, Agaricales, Physalacriaceae.
AGGACACGAGGCGGCUUUUUUGUUUUCCCUAGUCGCAGACACUGACAGUGAGCUCGGUACUUUGACUAGUAUCUACGGGCGCCAGUAUCCAACAUCGCAACAAUUUCUUCCUCAUUUUCCGUUCUCUCUUCACUCCAGCACGCCUUAAUUCAGUACGACGACGCCCGCUGCACCACCAAAUUAGCAUCCUUAGCACUCGCUCUAUUCACUCGCUCUUAUUUCUUCGACCACCAAUCCUUCUCUCCGACCUAUAACGCUCGCACUCUUUAUCUCCUAUUACCCGCAUAUAAUGAGUCCUAUUCCUGCUCCGACUAUCCCAGACACCACUUCAGACAGGGAAGAAGAUGAAGAGGACUGGGAUAUUCCUGAGGUCGACGUCCCACCACACUUCACUGGCCAAGAGGACUUUGAAGAAGGGUUUUCUUUACCCUCCGAAUUGACCCAAUUGUCAUUGGCUCCUUUGACUCUCAAUCACCGUUCCUCCAAGAGCUCUCUCGAAUGGGGCGACAAAGACCAUACCUCUUCUUCUCAGUCUUCCGAUGCCUAUUCCAACCUUGGCCUCACUCAUGCCUCUUCCUCCAACUCCGAAUCUUCUGUCUCUAACGCAGAAUCAGAAACCGACGAGGACGAAAGCGAGCUCGAAGGGCUCGUCAUCCCUUCCGACGUCUUCGAUUCUGGCAAAGGUGCUCGUCAUCUCACCAACCUUUUGACAUUGAAGAAAGCUGCUGUUAUGUCGGAUUAUGAAGUCAAGGUUGCUAGUCCUGAUCCCGAGGAUGAUUUCGAGACGGGUCUACAGUCACAUCUGCGGCGCGCGGAUAACCGAAGCAAGAGCGUCCCUCCUCACCAGAGAACUGUUUCAGGUACAAGGCCUUCGUCGCGACUAAGGUCUGGUAGGCCCAAGUCCCCUGUCAAACUUGACCCAGUCGCUUCCCGAAGCGUUCAAAAGUCCGGGGCUUCACCUUCGCCACCUUUGCAUCUGCCUUCUCGUUCAAACACGCCUUUGACGCAUUUACCCGCUCCAUCUUCAUUUCUCUCUCCCAGGCCCGGCAGUCUCCGCGGGCAAAAGUCGCAUACAGGGCUCAACUCUUCACCGCCUCCAACCACCAAGAGGCUCUCCAGGAAAUCGUCAUUGUCUUCGUUGAUGGGUAGUAACACUCGAGCCUCAGGAUCUUCAGUGCCGAGCUCUUCAAAUGGUGCUCGUUACGAAGAGCCUACUGCUGCGUCUCGUGCCAAGUCGCACAAGGCAUCCAUGAGUCGGGUAGCACAAGAAUACAAAGUUCCCCCCACACGUCCUUCCACUCCUUCCGCGAGUACCGCCGCUCAUCGUCUAACGGUGCCCACUUCUGGUCGCCUCAAGUCGCGCCCGGCAUUACCGGCUGUGUUUUGUUCAUCACCGUCGGGAAACAUACAGCCACCACCUUUCCGUCGAACUGCAUCACCCCUUCCACCGCGUCCAGCGUCUACUUCUAAACUUGUUUCUUAUGCGUCAACGCCUAUAGCACCCAAAGUGCUUCGUAAACCAAAACGUCUACGCACGUAUGGGGAUGGUACAGAGCUUGACGCUAUCGAAGACUUGCCUACCGAUCGAGACAAGGAGAGUCGGUUCAGGGUGGUAGCUUUGCUAAAAUCACCUAAAGACACUAUUCGCAGGAAACACUUGCGUGAAGGUUCUGGUGCCGAGUCCACGACAUCCCUAAAUUCUUUCUUUUCCAAGCGACCACCGAAGUUGGAUCCAUCCCACUCAAAUUCGUCGGGACGUUCCCCACCAAAGAAGAAGAAGGCUGGAUUAUCAACGCAAACGAAGCCUACUCUGAUACGGAAUCUGGGUGGCGUCGGUGGUCCCAAAGUCGUUGGUGACAUGAAAUGGAACCCACAAACCAUGCGAUGGGAAGGAAACGAACAAGUCCUGCGUGAUUUUGAUGCCGUUGUUACAUCCACACGACCGGCACUAAUCACACAUCUCACUGGAUCAUCAAUGGGCUCUCCAGCGAGUUCUUUCGGCUCUGGUGCGCGGAUAGUGGGGAACAUGGUCUUUGAUCCUAUACGCUUAUGCUGGAUCUCGACUUUACCGCCAGAAGAGGAUGAACCGGACGUCUUUGCCAAUCUUGCUGAUGACGAAGAUGACAGCGAUAGCUGGGAAUCCAAAGCCGGGACCAUUCGAGCUUCUGCUCAGUCAAGCGUGGCGACUUCAUUCUCUACUCCUGAUCGUAGUCAAACGCGGACACCUUCGGAUUGUGGCAGCGACCGCGGUUCGCGAGGCUCGAUGGUGUAUGACAUCGAUGACACGUUUGUGCAGAACUGCCGAAAAGCAGAAGAGCGGCACCAUGUAGAAAUCAAAGGAUGGAAGAGCUCUCUUUCACGCGAAGAUGCUCUAUCUGGGCCUGACCGCUCCUUCCUCUACGAAAUAAGGGCUCUCGCUACUCGCAAGUACUAAUAUUACUUCAUACUAGACUGAAUAUUUUCCAUGCAGAAAUAAGCUUGUUUAAUUGUAGACGGUCAUCUCAUUCCUUAUCAUUAGGAUCUUUUUAGUAUAUGGACGUUUCGUCUCUAUGCUUUCAUCCUUUGCUCUGUUGCAUAUAUCUGUUCUCAUGGAAUCCCUUUGCAUAUGUUUAUACUAUAAAUAAAUAUCACUUACGACCUGAACGUGAACUGUCGGUCCGA